Molecule: messenger RNA, 4877 nt
Organism: Trichechus manatus latirostris (Florida manatee)
Lineage: Eukaryota; Metazoa; Chordata; Mammalia; Sirenia; Trichechidae
Gene: WARS1
Product: tryptophanyl-tRNA synthetase 1
Exons: 11
Coding region: 2447-3874 (475 amino acids)
Biological process (GO): tryptophanyl-tRNA aminoacylation
Cellular component (GO): cytoplasm
Molecular function (GO): tryptophan-tRNA ligase activity; ATP binding
Source: RefSeq, a predicted model, not a curated record
UGGCAGGCAGUAUGGGGCAUAAGGGUGGCUGAUGCAACCUGAGGUCUGGGAUGGCUGAUGCAAUGAGGAGCCAAUAGCUCUCGUCUCUCCGGAGGAUUUCAUUGUUCUCUGAUUGGACAUUUUUAUUUUGGUUGGUUAAGAGGCUCAGGUGUUUUCUGAGAAUCGAAGUGGUUUCUAAGAAAUGCUAAGUGCAAGUAGCUGAAGGGUGGGGUGUACAAGAAAGAGGAAAAAUAAAAGCCUUUUCUAAAAGUGAAACUGAAAGAAAGAAGGGGAGACUAUUAAAGACCUCUGGCAGCACCAGCUAGUCUCAGCUACUCAACUUCCCCGUGGGCUGUGAGCAGUGACCACCUCUUCAGUGUCCCGCAACCUGGGUACGUAUUGCCAGCUUUGCCAGGCUGAGAGCUUGUUAGAUUUGGUUAUUUUUAACCAGCCUUUGGCCAAAGGACUGGAAACCUUGGCUUUGGGGGUGAGGGGUUGUCUUUCUCAGGAUCAGGAGCCUUGUGUGUUUUAUUUCAUCCUGUUGAUCCAGAGUUGCAGUGCUUCACUGCUCGCAUAGGGAGUGGAGAUCGUGGACAAGCAGCUGCCUGCUUGGAUUCUACCUUGCCUUUCAGCACUUUCUUGUUGGCGGUCCUAUUUUUCACGGACACAUUUUUAAAGAGGCAACAUCUGAACAGAUUAGCAUUCUCUUUGUAAUACCCCAAAUUAUCUUAUGCCUUGCUUCGUCUAAAUUCAUGGCUUCUUUUAAGAUAAUGUUCAUUUUAUUAUUUGGAGGGAAAAACAACUUUUCUUCUUAGUGUUAAAAAAAGAAAAAAUGGAGCAUGAUCUGUUCCAAGAUUUGCAGUGUAAAGAACUGCUUGUUCUAACGGACUCGAUUUUCUGUCCUCUGGGAACUUGCCAGUCCGGUGCCAUUGUCGACCACACCCUAUAGCCAGGGUGUAAAAAGCAGUAUUUCAGUUCCUGGUAGUAUCGAGGUCCCAGGUUCAUUCCCCGGCACCUCCACCAGUUUUGGAAACUGGUGGCGUAGUGGUUAAGAGCUACGGCUGCUAACCUAAAGGUCAGCGGUUCAAAUCCACCAGGCACUACCCUAUGGGGCAGUUCUACUCUGUUCUGUAGGGUUGCUAUGAGUCAGAAUCAACUCGACGGCAGUGGGUUUUUUUCGAGUGGUAUCCCAGGCAUCCAGAAACUUUCCUGGAACCCUGCUCUUCCUAGCUGCUUCAGAAUUGGUAGUCUUGGUGCCACCCUUCCUACAAAUUGUAGAAUCAGUGUGUCCUCAUCUUAUCUGUGAGGUGGUUUGGGUAUAGCCCAAGUCAGUGUCAAGUUGUUCUCUUAGGCAGUUCAUUAUUCUUUCCAUUUCUCACCCCAAAUCUGCGCCCAGUUUCUUCAGGUACCUGCCGUACUCCUCCAGAACAGUGGAGCCUUUCAAAAUGAGCACAGGAUUAAAGUUCUUAAAAAGAGGGAUUGAGAGUUCAUUUUUAAGAGCCUUUUUUGGUUUUUCAAAGGUGUGCUGUGAUCUGCUGUGAAGCAUGCAGUUUUGCAUUUUACAUCCUCAGUACCUUUGUUUAGAGGAGGUGAUAGAUUACUUCGCAGAGUAUAGCUUCAGUUUCGUUGUUUCAGAUUGUAGUAUUUGCUAAAUAGAGAAUGUAGCUUUUCUUAACACAGACUCAGAAGCCUUGUAUACUGGUGAUGGGAUAAACACUUAAGACAAUGGUCCUCAGCCUUAUGGCUCCCCAGACCCCAGGCUCUGCUUAGAACCACGCACGUACCAAAGCACAUGCAGCUGUUGGUGGACUUUCAUAGUUAGUUCACAGGGAAAAAAAGGAGGAUGUUGAAUAGAUGGGGAGUACAGUAAAUGGGGCAGGGGGAUGGAUGUAUGGAAUGAGGAAGACAGUGGUUCUACUCUGCUUGUCUCUGACCACUCCUAAAGCACAAACACACAAGUUGCAUCACACUCACACGCACGCACACACACGCUCACACAAGAUCUAAACAGUGUGGGAGAUUGGGAGACAGUGAGCGCAUGCCUGAUGGUGAUCCUGAGAACAGGGAGUCCGUUUUAGUUCCUGCGUGCCUCUUCUCAAAUGGGCUUCUGGCAUUUAAAGAUACAUGGUUUUUCCUACAACAUGGCCCUUAACGUGUAAGCACAGUUCCUCUAACUGAUCCUCUACCAGCGGCACAGUUCCGUGCUCCACUGUGGGGGGAGCUGCGACUGCCCGAGGCUCGCCCAGAGGCUGGGCCAGUGACUCUGCCUGCACUGUCUCUAGGCAUUUCCAAGGGCAGUUUCCGUCUAGACUUUAAUUUUCAUCCAACCCACAGACUUCAGAACCUUACUGCCACCACCUGGUGCCUUCUGUGCAGGGCGUCACGUUUUUGGAAGGACACGGUCUUCUCUCGACCACUGGGCAAGUCCUCCGCCACCCUCACCAGCUGUGAACCCAGGCCCCGGGAAAUGGCGGACACGGCCAACGGCGAGCCCCCAGCGUCCCCAAUGGAACUGUUCAACAGCAUAGCUGCUCAGGGGGAGAUCGUGAGAGCCCUCAAAGCCGAGAAGGCAUCGAAGGAUGAAGUUGAUGCUGCUGUAGAGAUGCUGUCAUCACUAAAAGCCAGCUACAGAAGUGCAGUGGGCGAGGAUUACAAGGCUGACUGCCCUCCAAAAAACCCAGCCCCUGAGAGCGAUCGUGACCCCGACACCAUGGACCCCGAGGAGGACUUUGUGGACCCAUGGACGGUGCAGACAAGCAGUGCGAAGGGCGUCGACUACGACAAGCUCAUUGUCCGGUUCGGAAGCAGCAAGAUCGACAAAGAGCUGAUAAACCGGAUAGAGCAAGCCACUGGCCAGAAGCCGCACCGCUUCCUGCGCCGGGGCGUCUUCUUCUCGCACAGAGAUAUGAAUCAAGUCCUUGAUGCCUAUGAAAAUAAGAAGCCCUUUUAUCUGUACACGGGAAGGGGACCCUCCUCCGAGGCAAUGCAUCUCGGUCAUCUGAUCCCGUUUAUUUUCACAAAGUGGCUGCAGGACGUGUUCAAUGUGCCCCUGGUCAUCCAGAUGACGGACGACGAGAAGUACCUGUGGAAGGACCUGACCUUGGACCAGGCCCAUGGCUACGCCGUGGAGAAUGCCAAGGAUAUCAUCGCCUGCGGCUUCGACAUCAAGAAGACCUUUAUCUUCUCGGACCUCGACUACAUGGGGAUGAGCCCAGGCUUCUACAGGAACGUCGUUAAGAUUCAGAAGCACGUGACCUUCAACCAGGUGAAAGGCAUCUUCGGCUUCACUGACAGUGACUGCAUUGGGAAGAUCGGCUUCCCUGCCAUCCAGGCUGCCCCCUCCUUCAGCAACUCCUUCCCGCAGAUCUUCAAGGGCAAGACAGACGUCCAGUGCCUCAUCCCCUGUGCCAUUGACCAGGAUCCUUACUUCAGAAUGACGAGAGAUGUCGCCCCCAGAAUCGGCUACCCGAAACCUGCCUUGCUGCACUCCACCUUCUUCCCUGCCCUGCAGGGGGCCCAGACCAAAAUGAGUGCCAGCGACCCCAACUCCUCCAUCUUCCUCACGGACUCAGCCAAGCAAAUCAAGACCAAGGUCAACAAGCACGCGUUUUCUGGAGGGAGAGACACCGUCGAGGAGCACAGGCAGUUUGGGGGCAACUGUGACGUGGAUGUGUCUUUCAUGUACCUGACCUUUUUCCUCGAGGACGACGACAGGCUCGAGCAGAUCAAGCAGGACUACAGCAGUGGCGCCAUGCUCACGGGUGAGCUCAAGAAGGAGCUCAUAGAAGUGCUGCAGCCCUUGAUCGCCGAGCACCAGGCCCGGCGCAAGGAGGUCACCGACGAGAUUGUGAAAGAGUUCAUGACCCCCCGGCAGCUGACCUUCGACUUCCAGUAAUGCCUGUUUUCUGUCGCAUCGGAAGAGCCGUGUUUGUGAAUAAGUCCCAGCCCAAUCGCUCGCCACUCCCCGUAGGCUUCCGUCAAAUGGCAGCUGUUGGGCCUGCUGUCUGUUAGCCUGUGUGCGUUAUAGAUGCUGCUGCUUCUGUGAAUUUCAUCCUGUCUGUCUUAAAUGGAGAAAAUACUGUGGGUGCUCGGGCUGGCUAAUAUCACGUGGUCCAAGAAGUCCAGCUGUGAGUCUCUCCCACAAAGCACCUGCUGCCAUCUGUUAAAGCAGGCGUUUGUAUGACAGCCGGCUGGGCCGAGGGUGUCCCAGUCCACAGGAGGACUGUCCACUUUCAGGCAUCCUUACGGUUCCAAAUAGAGUUGCGCCCUGCUCUGUAGUAGAAUAGGUGUUCUGUGUUUGCACCUCCAGGAUCAAAACGGCAUUGUUGUAAAACUGGAAAGCGCUCUGGAAAAUUGAUUGGGGACCUUUAAUGGGCACAAGUGUAUUUCAACCCAUGGCAAAAAAAAAGAAUUGAGAGCUAGAAGCCUUGCUAUGCUUUUGACUAAGAAACCUCCCAGCUUUAAGGUUGCUUUUCACAUUGGCUGUUGGACAGAGGCGGCCGCCUUUUACUAAGUCGAGUCUCUGUGGGAGAGACUGCAGCUGGUUUACACACUCAGACCACGCACGGAUCCUCCUGUCCCCCAAACGUGCUCCCAUUUUCUCUGCGGGGCGAUCCCAGCCACUUGUCUCUCGGGACCAGGUGGGCCACCUCCAGCCGUGUCCCGUGCUGAGAGGGUUACUUCGGCAGACCCCCUUGUUCUGACUCGUGGCUGAAGUGGAAGUUGGCCCAGAGCAGCGCACAGCUGGGUCACUGGGUGGGUGGGACUGUCCUGUCUGGGUCAGCAUGUGUGUGGCUCUGGGACAGGCCUGGCUGAUGUGUCUGUCCUUCCUGGAGGUGCAGGGUCCACUCACGUGGCCUGUCCUUGUGCUGUCACGAAUAAACUUCCUUUGCCCUGUC